Hipposideros armiger (great roundleaf bat) is the source of this 1737-nucleotide messenger RNA. RefSeq names its product transmembrane protein 97 (gene TMEM97). The record is from RefSeq and is a predicted model, not a curated record. The transcript has 3 exons. Bases 99 to 632 code for a protein of 177 amino acids. Gene Ontology annotation, cellular component: endoplasmic reticulum. Lineage: Eukaryota; Metazoa; Chordata; Mammalia; Chiroptera; Hipposideridae.
GGGGUCGGGGUCCCGGGGCUACGCGUUGCUGGGUCCUUAUUCCUACGUCGACCGUCUCAGCGAGCGAAACUUGGGCUCCUACCCGGGCCAGCUAACGGAUGAUGAGGACUCUGAGCGCCAGGCGCGGCCUGGAGUGGCUGCUGGGCCUCUACUUCCUCUCCCACGUCCCCAUCACCCUGCUCGUGGACAUGCAGGCGGUGCUGCCGCGCGAACUCUACCCGGUCGAGGUGAGAAACCUGGUGACGUGGUAUGCUAAGGAGUUCAAAGACCCUCUGCUACAGAACCCCCCACCAUGGUUUAAGUCCUUCCUGUUUUGCGAGCUUGUGUUUCAGCUGCCUUUCUUUCCCAUUGCAACAUAUGCCUUCUUCAAAGGAAGCUGCAAGUGGAUCCGCAUCCCCGCAAUCGUCUACUCGGUUCACACCAUGACAACUCUAAUUCCGAUUCUCUCCACAUUUCUGUAUGAGGAUUUCUCCAAAGCCAAUGGUGUCAAAGCACAAGGACCUAAGACUUUCCAUGAACGACUAACCCUCAUAGCUAUCUAUGCCCCCUACUUUCUCAUCCCUCUUAUGCUUCUGCUUUUCAUGUUGCGGAGCCCCUACUACAAGUAUGAGGAGAAAAGAAAGAAAAAAUGAGAGAGAGAACCAUUGUCCCAGGGGAGAGAUACCCAGAAGGCAGUUUCUUAUUGGACCCAGUACAAGGAAAACUGCUCAGAAACCAUGUCUUCAGUAGCAUUUGAAACACACAGCAGCAACACACAAGAGCAAGACACUGGCAGGAGCCACCUCAGACUGUCACCUUCCAAGGUCACUGGCACAAACAGACCCAUCACCUGAGGAUGGGCUGAGGGAUAUGGGCUAGAUUAUAGGGAAGUGGUGCAAAUACCUCCCAGUGUGCCACAUUGCAGUUCCAUUGCAGGAUCACUGAAAGCAAGACUAGAAACUGGACAGACUUCCAACAAACAUGGCCUGCCUGGCAUGUUCAGGAAUCAUAGGACCCACAAUAUACAUGUGACUAAACCCUCGACUCAUGAUUCUCUAUAGCUUAUCACUAAUGAGCAAAAUGAAUAGUGCGAUGUUUUAGGCCAUUUUAAAGUUUGAAAUUAUGCCUUUUUAAUAUUCAUUAAAAACGAUCAUGGUUUCUUGCCCUCACCCUGGGAAAGGAGCAGGGUAACAUUCUGCAAGAGGUUGAAACAGUUUUCCUUAAUGUUCAGCCCCAGCAUGAAUAUCAAUCAGAAACAGGAAACUGGAAGGUGUUUUAUUUCUGUCUUAAACAGCUCGUCCCAGUAGCAGAGAUUUUUUAGUCUCCUUGUUUAUCCUCUUUCCAAACCUUAGUCUUCUAUAUUUUUACAGACCACUUGACAGAAGUUGCUUUAGUCAGAAAUCUGAUGUCUCAAACCUGAUCUGGACAUGUGCUUCCCACUGGAUAACUUCAUCCUUCCUAAUAGUUUAAUCAUUCCUUCCUGUCUUAGUCAAAGUGAGGGGACAGCUGAGUAUGACAUAUCCAGUGCGUGCAUCAUAUAGGGUCUCUUCACAUUAGUACUUGGUGUUCUAUUAGCUUUCUCUAAAUUUAUACACAAGGCCAACUCAAAAAUAAAAUUUGUGAACACACAUGGAAAACAGUAAAAACUGGUCCCAAUUAGGUCCCCCUUUUUGCCUGUUCUGCUCAGAAGCUGUACUGCUCUCUCAGGAGUAUCCUCUGACUCAUGUGUCUGGGCCAAAUAAAGGUAGCUGCUGACCA